This is a messenger RNA of Alosa sapidissima (American shad), 5530 nucleotides long. RefSeq names its product matrin 3-like 1.2 (gene matr3l1.2). The coding region runs from base 1631 to 5059 and encodes 1142 amino acids. NCBI's taxonomy places the organism in Eukaryota, Metazoa, Chordata, Actinopteri, Clupeiformes, Clupeidae. Gene Ontology annotation, cellular component: nucleus. Gene Ontology annotation, molecular function: RNA binding; zinc ion binding. The transcript is spliced from 20 exons. The record is from RefSeq and is a predicted model, not a curated record.
UGUGUUGUAAUACUAACAUCGUGAAUGUUGUAAUUAUUUGUGUGAUGAUUUAGUCACUGUUCCCACAACUUCAAAAAAUAUCAUUAACUCUUCAGGUUAGACCUUUUUCUCCAUAACGUUAGGCCUAUUUCGGCCAAGAUAACGUAAUGUUAAAUGUAAAGGUUAAAUGGCGGCCAUUGACGUUACAUUUAACUUGGUCUUAGAGGAAUAAUCACAGAAUCUGUUUGAAGGUUAAUCGGCACUAUAAUUGAAUUAUCUGCGUAUCGAGCAUUGCAAUUAGUCGUCAAUCUAAAUGUAAUCGUUAGCAUCACGUUUGUUGUGCAGUUAGCUAGUUUGCUAACAAGCUGGCUAAUUCUGUUGGCUAGCUAACAUGAACCAUGCCGAAUGUAGUCAAGACACAGUUGACCUGGACAUAGAGUGAACGCAGUUGGCUUUUAUAGAAUCAAUUGCUUUCUUUUAUUUAGUUUUGUCCUAGUCAAAUCUUGCGUAUAGAUUGUUGAUUGUUGGCCGUCAUAUUUAAAGGUAGCCGUUGUUUGCUAGUUGAAGAUGAUUACAUUAGCCUAACCUUUGAACCUUGUAACCUAACUUAUGUCGAGGUAGAUCAAAUGACCAAUCAAUGGUCUAUCGCCAUUGGUUAAUCAACAAGUCGGCCAAUAAUAUUGCUUUAAUUUACAUAACGUUAGUUGUAUUAAGACUAUCCAUCGCAUGUUUUUGUCUGCCUACAGCAAUGUCGAAGUUAUAGGUUUAGCUGACUGGUUCUCGUGCUAGUAAACGUUAUGCUCUUUGGCAUGCCUUGCAUGCGUUUCCUGUCUUAAUUUCUUUCUUUGUAUCUAAUGCACACAUUAGUGCGCGUCAAUGCUGUUGAGCUGUCUAAUUGGGCUGUUUCCCAAUCCUCCAAGUUUUCUGUGGGGAUCAUAUGUUCUUGUUAGCGGUUGUUAGAUUGAAGCCUUCCCGUGCUUUUUCCAAUUAUGUUAAGUUGAUGUUUCAGAUCUGCUUUAGGAAGUGAUAAUUUCUAAUACGUUUUUAAUACUGGCUGAAUGUUCAUUUUGGGAAAUGGGGGUGUUGGUCGGUCAUCAACUUUCUUUUGGUAGACUAGAUUUACAAGAAUACUGACAAAUCAUUUGACCUAUCCUGCCUUAUUUCCACCAAGCAGUCUUUGAGAUCAUAAUGGUCAUAUAUGCUAUUUUUAAAUAUUAUUUACAGUUUUGCAUUUUUCCCAUUAUGGAAUUACUCUUUCCAGAGCCUCAUUUGUAGUCCUUUCGAAUCUGUGAUCCCACUCAGUAGUAUCCUCUCCUGUCCUGUGUUCUGGCUUUGAAAGUGAUUCUUCCAGCUACGUUUUCCACAGGAAAAUUCUUGAGAGUAUUAUUAUUGACUUCAUAUAUCUACUUAUUGAAUUGUUAUCGCUGACCUAUGCCUCUGAUGUCUAAAUUGAAGGCAUGCUAGAAUUUAUUGCUUCAUUGUGUUUCUGCAGACUAAUUUCAUUUUGCCAUAGAAGAGGAGUUGUCCUUUCACAUCACUGAUUUGUCUUUCGGUCUUUGAACUGAAUUUUUCCCUUGGAUCUCACUUUUGAGGACUUUCUUCAGCGGUCUUACUCUGCUCUUGCCAUCCAGAGCACAACUCUUCCUCAGCAAUGUCCCAGAAGAUUCCGGGCGACAGUGCUCAGAAAGGCUUUGCGGUAGGGCGCGGGCUACUUGCCGCUGCUGAAACGUUGAAUUACAGCAUGGGAGAGCAUAGCUCCAACAGCCUUUAUGGCUCCACUUCUCGACCAAUGAGCAACAUGGCUAGAGGCCCAGGAGGCGGACAAGGAAAAGACCAUGACCCUCAGCUCUCCCGUCGUGUGGGCAGUCACCUUAGCAACACUAUGAAGCUGUUCGCCAGCCUUGGUCUGUCGCCCACAGACUUGGAUGAGCUGGCUCAAGUUCCAGAGGAGAACAUCAGUGUGGAAACUUUGCCCAAUCUUAUCAUGCAGCUUAAGAACCGGAAGGUGGAGGCCAGCCGCCGCAUGUCUGGUGACCCUAGGGACAUGUCCGCCCUCUCCCCAGAAACCUCAUACCGACCAAGUAGAGACAACUGGGGAGAUAUGCAGGAAGGGCACCUGGACCCCUCCAUGGGGCAAGCAACAGGCCGCGGUGCACAAGGCGACUUUGGUUACGGUUCCAUGCAAGACAUGUCCUCUCGAGGGUAUGACCGAAUCGAUUAUGGCCACACUGGUGCCAGCAAUGGCAACCGAGACCGUCAGUAUUCUGAGCUUUCCCAUGACUCUUACCGUGGGCUUGGCAUGGGCUCCUCUUCAACACCUGACAGCAUGCUUAUGCAGAGAAGAAUGGGGUCCCCUUCCCAGGGUAAAGUGCAGGACUUCUUGGGAGUCAUGCCCCACAUGUUUCCACAUGUGUGUUCCCUUUGUGACUUUGAUGUGCAUUCUACCAUGGAAUGGAACCAGCAUACCAAUGGCUUACGCCAUUCAGAAAACUGCAGACUCCUCUUGCAGAUGUACCCAGAUUGGGAUCCUCACAUGCCUUCCACCAGAGUCUCGGGGCCGCAUCCAAUGGACACACCCAACCGUUCUGAUGGCCUUCUGGGGGCUGCCCCAAGAGGAACUGGGCUACAGAGAGGGGGCAUGAGUUCCGGCUGGGGGUCUGAUUCUGGCUAUGGAUUUUCAAAUAAAUCUCAGUCGCUUCCUGGACCUGGAAAGGUCAGAAGAGGCAGAGUUGUGGUGAUAAAAUAUGACCGGAAGCCACUGUCGUCAAAUAGCCUUUUUGCUCUAGCAAAACCUUUUGGGACUAUUCGUGAGCAUUUAGUGCUCAAGAAGAAGGCCUUCCUUGAAAUGGCGACUCAUGAAGAGGCUCUGGCUGUAGCUGAGUUCUAUCAGAGGAAACCUGCAAUUGUGCAUGGAAAGGAAGUCCAGGUGUAUUUGUCCAGAGAGAUCGCUGUUAUUGAUAAAAGUCAAAAUGAGAAGGAACCUACGGACCCUAAAGGCAGACAAAGUCAAGUUGUUUUUUUCUCAAAUCUACCAAGAGAUCAUGAGAAGAAGUCAGAGUUGCUCACAGUCGCCCGUCGAUUUGGCACGGUUGAGAAGCACCUGUUCUUGAACGGCGAGGCAUUUAUUCAAAUGGAAACUCCGGAUGAUGCAGAAAUGUUAGUGAAAUACUACACCUUGAACCCUCUGACCAUCAGAGGGAAAAGCAUCCGCUUGAACAUCUGCACUAAAUACAAGACCCUAACGGUGAAUCCUGGCAGGGGUGGCCAAGGCAGGGACAGGAAGGGCAACAGCUCCAUUUCCAAAACGUCAUCUAAGAGCCAGAGGUCCUCCACUGCCUCCAAAGGCAAGGAGAGCUCGUCCGAGAAGGCCGACACAUCCCAGGCCGCCGAAGAGGAGGAUGAUGCCCAGGCAGAAGGAUCGGGCGACGAAGUGGCCGGGGUCAUGGAAGGGGACGACCAAGAGGAAGGUGACCAGGACCCUGACCAGGACGUGCAGAUGGAGGAGCCUGCCGCCGCAGAAAAGGCUGGCCAGCCCGAAUCGGAGGAGAACGCCGAGGAGGAGGGUGAUGUGAAGCCCUCCGACGAAGUGGAGGGUGACGAAGAAGCUGACGCUGACGCAGCUUCACAAGAGAAAGCCCAGGAGGAGGAGAAAGAGGGCACCUCAAAGGACAACGCUGCACAGGAGGAGGAGGAGGAGGCAGCCGAGCCGUCUCACUCGACGGAGACGGGCAAAGACACGGAAGCAAAUGAGGGGGCUCAGGAUGACUGUGUUGCCGAGGAGCCAUCAGAGGACCAGACUGGUGAGCCAGAUUUCCCUGAGAACAUGGAUGAGUUUGUUACUCUGGACGAGUUAGCUGAUGAAGACGAUGGAGACCGACUCGAUUCAAAGUCUAGAGGAAGGGACUCAUCAGGAAGCUCAAGGAAGAGUGGGGGACUGAGAGUUGUCAAUGUCGUUGGAUUCAGAAGAGGCAUUGAUUAUCUUGACGAAAUCCUGUCACUCGCCAAGCCAUUUGGGAAAGUUGUCCGUCACCUGGUUCUGAAUGUUCGGCCAGAGGCUUUCCUGGAGCUCUCAAAUGAGCAAGAAGCAAGGGCUAUGGUCAGUUUCUACAACAGUAAUGUGCUCCCGUCUGUGUGUGGCAAAGCAGUGAAGAUUUACCAUUCUCAGACUUAUGCAACCAUUCAGAGCGGCAAAGUCAUAUAUGUAGGACAAAUCCCAUACUUCAAAACAUCAGACGCGACCCUCCUGAAAAUUGCAGAGCCAUUUGGAAAGAUCAGACGCUACUAUAUGAAUCGAUCUCGCAAUGAGUGUUUCAUUGAAAUGGAGAGGGGGGAAGAUGCUGAGGCGAUGGCAGAGGCCUACAAGAACAAUCCACCCAAAUUCCAAGGAAAACGUCUGACUGUCUACAUGAGCAGGAAAUACAAACAACUCAAACAUGGACACAGACCGCCGAGCCCAGAGCCUGAGGAGAAACGGCCGCCGAAGAGGGAGCGCACGGCCGCAGACGGGCAGAACACGGGCGACUCGCCCGUCAAGGCUGCUGCCAAGAAAGACGAGCAGCCUCCCGCCAAGAAGCUGAAGGAGGACAAGGAGGCCGAGCAGCCGGACACGGCGCAGACGUCAACGGCAGAAGUGCCCAGUGAACAGCCUGAGGAGAGUGCGAAGGAGAAGGAGGAGGAAGAGGGGGAGGACGAAGGGGAAGCGGAGAAGAAGGAAGAGAAGCAGGACAACACAGAUGACCAAAAAAUAAAUGCUGAAGAGGACUCCAAAAAUGGAGCCGUUGAACCACCAGCGGCCUCUUCCAGUGAGGAUGCCCCAAAGACCGAAGAGGCGGCCCCCACUGAGCCUGCUGAGAAAAAACCUGAGCUUACCCCACUUACUCUUGGUGCAUAUGAGCCUAACAUCCCUGUUGGUGUGGAGUUUGUGAAGAUGGGUUACUACUGCCGAGUGUGCUUCCUCUUCUACUCUAAUGAGGAGACUGCUAAGAAGACUCACUGCAGCAGCAAGGCCCACUAUGAGAAACUAAAGAAACACCUUGAAAAGGAUAAAGCAAAAGCACUGAGCUCUGGCGCGAAGAACUGAAUUUCUUUUUUUUUUUUUUUUAGAAUUGUGUUCUUAUAAGUUUCAGGGGAAGUGUUCUUUUCCAUUUUGCACCUGUCUACUUACUGUGAUAAGGUAAAAAGGCUUGCAUAAUUAUUCUGAAUAUGCAGAUUCCUUUGAAUGUAAUUAUAAUUGUUUAGGUUAUUGCAUUACAACCUUUUACCACAUUUCUGUGUUUUGUGGCUUUUAUUUUCACAUUUUAUGACAUGCUCCUCUAUGAAAUGUGGGGAUGUACACACGGUAUGAAAAAUGGCAAUUCAUGAACUAGUCACUGAAGUCUUUGUACACUGGGUAACAUGCCCAGGUUUGUCAUUUUUACAUAAAUGUAUCAGUUCUCUGCCUGAUGAUGGCCCUUAACCCAACUAAAGAUCAAGACUGGGCUGAGUUUACCAGUCCCUAUGUACAUGUACCUGUUUUGUAUGGAAGGGGUGUUAAAUAAAUGUUUAAUUUUCA